AUGUGGCACACACAUGCUCAUGUUCAUUCAUUUCACAUCCCACAGGUCGUGCAAGGCGGUGGUGCGCAGCGCAAUGUGGCAGCCAUGGAAUCGGACUUCGCCUUGCUGCAUAAAACCAUUUCCACCACCGCCACCACCACUCCCGCCGCCGACGCCAAGCGCAAGCGCAAGAAAGCGCUAUAUGCACUGGGCAGCCAAGUCAAAUACCUGAUCGUUGAGAGGAGCAGGGAGUGCCUACAUGAUGCAUCUUGCAUUCCUGUAGUAGGCGAGGAAGAGUACGCAGCAGCACUGGCAACGGUGGCAGUGAUAGAAGAGCUCUCGUCGUCCCAUGACCUCCUCACUCUCUUCCUUGACGCACGUCGAGCAUGUCUGCGCUCCCAGGUGUGUGCGUGUCUCCUCUUUGUAUGCCGGGCAAUGAAAGAGGGUGCGAGAGGGGGAGAAGGGAGAGUGGGGAAGUAUGCAACAGUGCUGGCAGCGGUGGCAGUGAUGGAAGAGCUCUUGUCACACGACCUCCUCGCUCUCUUCCGCGAUGCCCGUGAAGCGUGCCUGCGCUCCCAUGGAGAGUACGCAGCAGCGCUGGCAGCGGUGGUAGUGAUGGAAGAGCUCUCGUUGCGCAGCCUGCUUGCUCUUUUCCUCGAUGCCCGUGGAGCAUGCAUGCGCUCCCAGGUGUGUGCAUGUCUCCUCUUUGUGCGUGCGGCAAUGAAAGAGGGUGCAAGAGGUGGAGAAGGGAGGGUGGGGGAGUGUGCAGCAGCAAUGGCAGCGAUGGCAGUUAUGGAAGAGCUCUCCUCGCAUGAGCACUGUUGGAGAAGCUGCAGGAGGAGCUGGAGCCUAUUGACAGAGCCGCGUGAGUCGCAUUCAUUCCCUCCCAUUUCCCAUACUGCAUAA
Closterium sp. Naga37s-1 is the source of this 885-nucleotide messenger RNA. NCBI's taxonomy places the organism in Eukaryota, Viridiplantae, Streptophyta, Zygnematophyceae, Desmidiales, Closteriaceae. The record is from the annotation of a GenBank genome assembly.